Pogona vitticeps (central bearded dragon) is the source of this 1615-nucleotide messenger RNA. NCBI's taxonomy places the organism in Eukaryota, Metazoa, Chordata, Lepidosauria, Squamata, Agamidae. The record is from RefSeq and is a predicted model, not a curated record.
AAAUGCUCAAUUUUUGUCCUGUUUCCUUCUCUCUUUGCAGCCUUCUGUUACGCUUUACAGAUGACACAUUUGACCCAGAGCUCGCAGCAACAAUUGGUGUUGACUUCAAAGUGAAAACCAUCUCAGUGGAUGGAAAUAAGGCUAAGUUAGCCAUUUGGGACACUGCAGGUCAGGAACGGUUCAGAACACUAACUCCCAGCUAUUACAGAGGCGCGCAGGGUGUUAUCUUAGUUUACGAUGUCACAAGAAGAGAUACUUUUGCUAAACUUGACAACUGGCUAACUGAAUUGGAAACAUACUGCACAAGAAAUGAUAUAGUUAAGAUGCUAGUUGGAAACAAAAUUGAUAAGGAAAACAGAGAAGUUGAUAGAAAUGAGGGUCUGAAGUUUGCCCGGAAACAUUCCAUGUUGUUCAUAGAGGCGAGUGCAAAAACCUGUGAUGGUGUACAGUGUGCCUUUGAAGAACUUGUGGAGAAAAUCAUUCAGACUCCUGGACUGUGGGAAAGUGAGAGCCAAAACAGAGGCGUAAAGUUGUCAAACGAGGAAGAGGGCUACAGAAGUGGCUGCGGCGGCUACUGUUCUGUGUUAUAAACUCCGGAAGACUUGUUCUUUUGUGUAUUUAAAUGAAUAGUGAUGUCCUCUGUACACAAACUCAUAUCUGCUAUUUUAGGGACCUUGCAGUUUGCACAUACUUGUGUAUCAUGGCAGUGGACAUUUUUCUAGGAAAAUGUGCUCUGCAGCUUUUUCCAGUUUAGAAGUGUUAUGGUAAGCAUGCCUAAUUUGCAAUUUCCAAGAUCUUUUUACAUGUAGCGCAAGAUAAUAUGUUGCAGGAACAAAUGCACUCACAUUGCAUAAUCUCAUCAUGAAAAUUUUGAGGAAGCGGUUUCAAAUAAGUGUUGGCUGCAUUCUGUCUGACUGUGGUCUUUCACUCAGUUCUGUAGCACUAUUUGAGAUGUGAAAUUUCAAAGAAUGCACAUAGAUACACGUACAGUUUGCACAAUUCAGGGGCAGAUGCUUUUUCUUACCCAGGUUAAUAGCAUGAUUAUACAACCCCUUUUUUCAGCUUAUGAACAACCCCUUUUUUCUAGCUUGUAACUCAUCUCAUUUCAGUUCUGCCCUCUUUGAAGAGGUGCUUCUAAAAUGACUUGGUGUGGAUCAGGAGGGGUGAUUUUUAAAAAAUUGUCACUACAUUGAAUAGACAGACUUUAAAUGGCAUUUUAACCCUAGGAUUUCAGAUGACUGGCUGUUGCCAUGGCUUUUAUGAUGAACCAUAUUGAGGUGGACCUGCAGGAGAAUACUUUUUGGUUAGGAACAUAAUGGAGCUCUCAUUGUGAAUCACUUUGUCAUGCUUUGGUGAAUGCUUUGGAAUAUUAGUAUUGUAAUUUUCUUUGAGUUCGGUUUACUCAGAGAGCUGUUGCUCCUUUGAAAGGCUCAAUCUGAAUGAUUGCUCUGUUUGUGUCUAUUGGUUCUGAAGCUUAAAUGUUAAAAACAUCAUCUGGCUACUUCUGUGUAAAGAAUGUGCUAUUUUUAUUUGAGCUUGCUGAAACAAACAGCCAAUGGCUUCCUUGUUUCAGAGAGCUUGUAAAGACUAAUAAAUUUUUUUCCACAGUAUUCAA